This is a messenger RNA of Zygosaccharomyces rouxii, 900 nucleotides long. RefSeq names its product mitochondrial 37S ribosomal protein mS35 (gene RSM24). Gene Ontology annotation, biological process: mitochondrial translation. Gene Ontology annotation, cellular component: mitochondrial small ribosomal subunit. Bases 1 to 900 code for a protein of 299 amino acids. Gene Ontology annotation, molecular function: structural constituent of ribosome. The transcript has a single exon. The record is from RefSeq and is a predicted model, not a curated record. NCBI's taxonomy places the organism in Eukaryota, Fungi, Ascomycota, Saccharomycetes, Saccharomycetales, Saccharomycetaceae.
AUGUCUUUUGUCGCUAAGCGUCUUCUUUGCUCUUCGAGGGUUCUUCUCAACAAACCUGCGGCACAAGUGGUUCAGAACACCCCCACAAACUUGUAUUUAGAGCCUUCAAAAUGGAAAGGAUUACCAACUGAAAAAAUAUUCCAUCUGUUUAGAGAAAGGGUUGCAAAGCUUGGAUCAAGAUAUAGACCAUGCGAAGAGGAAUUAGACGCAUUAUUAUCCACAUCUGAAGAGACUGGAGUCCUAAAGCGCGAUAUUCAUAAAAUUUACUACAACGGUGAGAAAGGUGCAGUAGAUAUUAUUGGUGGAUCAUUAAAAGAUAAUUAUAGUCCCACUCCUUUUAUGUUUGACGAAUUGCCAUCACAGGCACAGGAUCUAGUAGCUCAACAUAGAGAACAGAGAUUUUACAACAGGUUAGCAGCUUAUGAACUUCCAUUGUUGGUACAAUACAGACAAGAAUAUAAAAGACCUUCUAGAGAGACGCACCCAGUGGAGUACAAGUUUACUACUUACAUUGGUGAAGAACACCCAAAUGCCCGUAAAGUUGUUUUCAAAGUUAAAGUUGGAGAUUUGGGACUCGAUGAAAGACAGAGGCAUAAAUUGUGCCUUUUAGCCAAAACUCGUUACGAUUCUACUACGGAUAUUUUCAAAAUGUCAAGUGAUAGGUACCCAGAGGCUUCACAAAAUUCCCGUUAUUUGAAUGAUGUUUUCCAAAGGUUACUAAAUGAAUCAAAAGAUAUGUCAGAUGAUUUUAGCGAUAUUCCACUGGAUACAAGACAUACUCAGGCCAAACAAUUACGCAAAAAGCAGCAUAAUUACGAGUUUCCUGAAGAAUGGAAACGUCCACAAGAUGCACCAAAACCUAAAUUCAGCUUCGUGCAAACUUUAUCUCAAAACCUGUAA